Molecule: messenger RNA, 1628 nt
Organism: Musca vetustissima
Lineage: Eukaryota; Metazoa; Arthropoda; Insecta; Diptera; Muscidae
Product: insulin-like growth factor-binding protein complex acid labile subunit
Exons: 7
Coding region: 45-1601 (518 amino acids)
Cellular component (GO): plasma membrane
Molecular function (GO): protein binding
Source: RefSeq, a predicted model, not a curated record
CACCGACAUCAUAAACACCAUUCAACGUUGAUUCAGUUUACAAAAUGCCAUUAAUCAGCUUAGCUCGUUCGCGUGCGACAUCGUCGUCAUCAUCGCCAACACCAUCGACGACAACAAAAUUCCUCACCACCAACACCAUUGCCUUGGUGCUGCUGUUGACAUCAUUCGCCCUGCUUGGCUGGCAACCAGCAGCAGCUCAGGGCAAUCAAACGCCACAACAAGUUUGUCCCGAGCAUAGUGAAAUUGCUCCCUGUGUCUGUAGCGUUAAGAAGAAUGGCCUGGAUAUUCUGUGCGAAACGACCGAUUUGUCGCACAUCACCAAAUCGAUGAGCACGUUGAAGGGUAAAAGCCCCAUCAUUUUCUAUUUGAAAUUGCGCCACAACAAUUUGCCAAAACUUCAGGGUUUCCUAUUUUUGGCAUUGGAUAUUCGUCAUUUGACAAUUCACAACAGCAGUUUGGCAGCCAUCGAGGAGAAUUCUCUCAGCUCUUUGGGUAAGGGUCUCACUCAAUUGGAUGUUUCUCUUAAUCAAAUGAAAACCGUGCCCUCGACGGCCUUAAAACAUCUCUAUCAUCUGUUGAUUUUAAAUCUGAAUCAUAAUAAAAUUACCGUGAUCCAUAAUAAUGCCUUUGAGGGUCUGGAUACUUUGGAAAUUCUUACACUUUACGAGAAUAAAAUCAACAAUGUCGAACCGGAAGCCUUCCGGGGUUUAGAAAAGAAACUCAAACGUUUGAAUUUGGGUGGCAAUGAAUUGACCAUGGUACCACAACAGGCCCUCUCAAUUUUGGACAACUUAAAGAAAUUGGAAAUUCAAGAAAAUAAAAUUAAAAUUAUUCGUGAAGGUGAUUUUGCAGGUCUUGAAAAUUUGGAUUCCUUGAUAUUGGCUCACAACAUGAUAACCUCGGUCCCGGCAAAUGUAUUCUCACAUCUCAGUCUAUUGAAUUCUCUGGAAUUGGAGGGCAAUAAAAUUUCCACAAUUGACAAGGAUGCCUUUAAGGGAUUGGAAGAAAAUCUGCAAUAUCUCCGUUUGGGUGAUAACAAUUUACAAGCCAUACCCAGUGAGGCAUUGAGACCAUUACAUCGUCUGCGCCAUUUGGAUUUGAGAAAUAAUAAUAUUAGCGUUAUUAGCGAUGAUGCCUUCACUGGUUAUGGCGAUUCCCUGACCUUUUUAAAUCUGCAGAAGAAUGAUAUCAAGGUAUUACCUAGCAUGAUAUUUGAAAAUUUAAAUUCCCUGGAAACAUUAAAUAUUCAAAAUAAUAAAUUAACCCGUUUGCCACAAGACAUCAUGGAGCACAUUAUCGAUACCCUGAGAAUAAUUGAUAUAACAGAUAAUCCUUUGGUGUGCUCCUGUGAGCUAACCUGGUUCCCCAAACUUCUGCAAGAUCUCAAGAACAAGGACGAUGAAAUGGCUCAGAAAAAGAAACCCAUCUGUCAUAUGCCCGUGGAGAAUCGGGACUAUUUCGUACAGUCGAUGCCAUUGGAGAAAAUGCACUGUGCCGGUCUGUCGUCCAGUGAAGCAAGUGAUUUACUGGACACAAAUGGUGUGUUGUUAUGGCGUUUACUGCCAGUAAAUAUGCUUGUGACGUUUUUGUGUACUUUUUAAAGGAAUCAUGUGGUGGAAGUGGUAAAC